Magnolia sinica is the source of this 3242-nucleotide messenger RNA. Its product is annotated as pentatricopeptide repeat-containing protein At2g38420, mitochondrial-like. The record is from RefSeq and is a predicted model, not a curated record. Bases 73 to 1557 code for a protein of 494 amino acids. The transcript has 5 exons. Lineage: Eukaryota; Viridiplantae; Streptophyta; Magnoliopsida; Magnoliales; Magnoliaceae. Gene Ontology annotation, molecular function: protein binding.
UUUUUUUUUUUUUUCUUUUUCCAAAUUCCAAAUCAGCAGAGAUUUUUCCUUCUUUCGGAUUAGUUAAAAAGGAUGGUGUUCUUUGGCUCUUCCAAAACCAGCAGCAGUCUAAGAAGAAGAAGGAAAUGGCCUUUCUCCCCAUACAAAGGCAAAUGGCAGCAAACCUUCAAUGAGCAGCAAGCCAUGGAAGAACUAAAGAAAGCAGCUGUAAAGGAAGAGCAAAACCCAAAAACCAAUCUCCUCUCUCUUCUCAUUGCUUCCUUCAGUAGCUACGGCUGUGAUCCAAACCCCUCUGCCUACUCCUUUAUCAUCAACCACCUAUCCCAAAGAUCUCUCCUCUCCCAACUCUCCCCGGUCCUUGACCGCCUCGAAAGAAUCGAGAAAUUCAAUCCCCCAGAAAGGAUGUUUGUCGAUCUCAUCAGAAGCUAUGGCAAUGCAGGCAUGCUCCAUGAUGCCAUCGAACUGUUCUACCGGAUCCCGAGACUCAGGUGUGCCCCAACAGUACACUCCCUCAACACAUUGCUUGCUGUUUUAUGUAGAAAAGAAGAUAACUUUGUGUUGGUUCAUGAUGUUCUAAUGAGGACUCUAGAGAUGAAUGUUCGACUCGAGUAUUCUACGUUUUGGAUUCUUGUUAAGGCUCUUUGUAGAUUUGGGAAGGUGAAUUCGGCCACCGAGCUCUUAAAUACGAUGGCAUUGGAAGUUCAUGGGUGCACGCCCGACUCAAGAUUGUAUUCGAUGAUACUCUCAUCACUUUGUAAACAUGCUGGUUCACUUGAAGUUGUCAAUUUCCUUGAAGAAAUGCGGAAGGCUGGCUUUUCACCAAAUGGGAGGGAGUACACAAAUGUGAUUAAUGUUCUUGUUAAGGAGGGGAGGGCAAAGGACGCUUUUGAUGUCCUGAAUCGGAUGAAAGUGGACGGUAUAAAGCCCGAUAUCGUGAGUUACACUAGUGUUCUGGAUGGGUUUUUCUCAGCAGGUGAUUUUCAGAAAGGAGAGGAAGUUUUCGACGAAAUGCUUGUCAUGGGUCUUGUUCCGGAUGCUUUUACUUAUAGUGUUUAUAUCAACGGUCUCUGCAAGAAGGGAGAUUUUGACGGUGCUCUUGAUAUGACUAUUCGUAUGGAACAAGUGGGUUGCAAGCCUGAUGUGGUCGCCUACAAUACGAUCAUGAUGGCGUUAUGCAAGGUUGGGGAUGUGGGGAGAGCGAGGGUGCUCAUGGGGAAGAUGGGGUUGAAGGGUGUUGAGGGGAAUUUGCACACGUAUAGGGUUUUGAUUGAUGGUUUGGUUUGUAAAGGUGCGAUGGCUGCAGCUUUCGAGAUGUUGGUGGAAAUGUUGGAGAGAGGGUUUGUUCCUCGGGCUGCAACUUUGGAUUUGAUGAUAUGUGGGUUGUGUGAAUGCCGGCUCUUCAGCGAAGCAGUACGAGUUCUUGAGGAAAUGCUUGGUAGGUCUGUAGCUCCAGAGGCAAGGGCAUGGGAGUCACUGCUCUCUUGUGUGGAGUUUGAUUCUGGUUGCUCAGAUACUUUGACUGAUUUGGAACUUCUAACGUGGCCGCUGACUGAUUAAAUUGAGUUAUGAUCUGAUGCUCAAUUGAGAGAUAUUAUUUUGGUUUUGAUCCAGAAACAUUGCACAGGUGGGACCUCACCUCAGGGAAGCUAAACUCUUCACCUGAUGUGCCAAUCCCAAUAUCAUAUCAGGAUCAUGGCAAUCUGAGCAGAGGGUUGCCAAUGAACAACUACUGCAUUUGGUUAGGGCUCAACCAGACUGUUGUGUCAGUUCGAAGAGGAAGAUCUUAUUGGGUGUUUCUUCCAUCACCAUCCAUGAUGGGACUCCCCUUAUGAAUGGUUUGCAUCAUAAAAGAAGAGCUGAAGAAAUUGUUCAAUCUACAUUCAGAUAUCCUUGAAUUCUUGCAGCAUUGAGGGGGCAUUUUCAGUAUUGUUUUCAUUUCAGUGUGGCGUUGAAUCAAACUAACCUGCUUUUCCUAGGUCACAACCCAACAUUCCUGACUCUUCUACAUCAGAUUGGGGUUGCCCAAUCGUGAUCUGCUGACCAGCGAGACUACAGGAGGUUGGUCAUUGCCAAGCUUUUGCAUCAGUUCGACCUUACUCCAGCUGAAAUGUCUGAUUGUCCCAGGUCGAAGAAGAGGGCUCCGGUCAGGGCCAAGCUAAAUAGGCUGAGAGUUGCCGCGAAGAAGGCAACUUCUUCUCCUGCUCGUCAUGCUCCUUUGGGCGUUGCUGCCGCGUCUGUAGCCGAUGCCACAGUGGCCGAGGCCGCAGUUGCCCCUCCUGCUUAGCCGUAGGAGGUGGCUGAUUUGGAUAUGCCCUCCUAGAGGGUCGAGUAGGCUCGAGCCGAGGAGGAUCCGGGUGCAAAGGGUGCUUCUGAGCACCAGAGCUCGGCUCUUGGGGGUGCUGCUGCAGGGGGACCCUCAUCCUCGUCCAACCCGAGGCACCUGGUUGUGCUCCUUAAUUAGGGUUGAAGCUCAGUGCCAGAAGAGGAGGUGAACUCCCUACUGUCAAUGCAUCUAGACCGCCUCCUCGGGAUGAUGGCGACCACAACUAUCAAGGAGGCCCUUGGCAAUAUCGCGGUCUAGCUACUCGUGCUCGACUUAAAGGGCCAGAUCAAGGAGGCUGACUGCCAGCUGGGAGCUGCUAAGGCCGACCUCGAAGCAAGGCCUAGGAGCUGUUAGUGGCCAUAGAGGCUCAUGAAGCAUUUCGGGCCGAGGUUGAGGCAGAGGAGUCUCUCUGCGAUUCCCCAAGGACGGCCAUGGAGGAGCACAAGGCUGACCUUUCCUGGUUGGUAGCCUCAACUUCUUAGCCGGAGGCACAAAAGCGCUGAGCUGAAUGCCAGGGUGACCGAGCUGGAAGCUGGUAUCCCGGCGAAAGAGGUGGCUGCAGUGUAACCCUACAGGGCCUCCAAGGACCACAGAGCCAAGUUGGAUGAAUUCUUCAGCAUCGGCUACUACAACUGUCGGGAGGAAGUCCAGAAGCGGUUCCCUAAGCUCGACAUGUCGUGGAUGGACGAUGAGGCCGGCUAAGCGGUUAGGGAUGCUGUUGAACCAGAGAGGCAGGCUGCUGGCAAGGAACCGUUAACAUUAAAAGCCUGACCAGGGCUGUCAUACAAUGUUUUUGAGUUUUUGGAAUUAACAUUUUGAAAAAUGUAUCAUGUUUAUUUUAUAAAGAAUGACAGGGAUAUAUGGAAAGGAUAUGCAGAAAUACAUAGGAGAUUUUAAUAAAUAUCUGGGAUUCUAUCCA